Messenger RNA from Lotus japonicus, 3685 nucleotides. Its product is annotated as auxin response factor 5-like. NCBI's taxonomy places the organism in Eukaryota, Viridiplantae, Streptophyta, Magnoliopsida, Fabales, Fabaceae. Gene Ontology annotation, biological process: regulation of DNA-templated transcription; response to hormone. The record is from RefSeq and is a predicted model, not a curated record. Gene Ontology annotation, molecular function: protein binding; DNA binding. Bases 629 to 3412 code for a protein of 927 amino acids. Gene Ontology annotation, cellular component: nucleus. The transcript is spliced from 14 exons.
CAAAGGGUAGGACUUGGUAGCAGCAUGCACUGUGCUUUCUGUUUCAAGCAAAGAGAAAGAAGAGAGAGAGAGAGAUUUAGUUUUAGCAUUUGUUUUAUUUAUUUGGCAUUGGUGCUUGUGCUUGAGAAAGUGUGAAACAAAGAAAGAAAAAAAGAAGCAUGCAGUAUCAUCAGGGUCAGUGUGAUGAGUAGUUUCACUGAAGAAAGGUUGGUUUCUUUUUAAGAAAAACAAAAAAACAAGUUCUCAUGCUUAGGUACGCGUGCUUUGAUGGGAAGUGAUGAGUUUUUAGCCCCACCUCGCUCAAAGAAAGAAUGAAAAGAUCUGCAAAUUGUUUCUUUUUUCGCAGGUUUUGUUCCUUGUUCUGUUGUUGGAUUCUUUUGUUUUUGACAACAAAUGAGAUUGAUAGGUAGAUAGAUAGCAUGAUAGAUUCUCUAUGUUAAGAAGAAGAAUAUGGUCCCUUGUUUUCUACCACUCUUUUGUUCUUCCUUCUCUGCCCAACAACAACACAAGCAACUGAGGGUGUGGAAGGAGAAUUCAUCAGUGUUUAGUGUGAUGCUUCUUGUGAAUUGAAGACGUGGAAAAACAGGUUCCUCUAGUCUUGUGGUGGAGCAUAGGAAUAAUAUAUUGAAUGGCUUCCGUAGAAGAAAAGAUUAAAACUGGAGGAGUAGGAGUAGGUGUUGGUGUUGGAGUUGUUGGGGGUCAAACUCAAACUCAAAAUCUUGUUGCUGAGAUGAAACUGCUGAAGGAUUGUGGGGUGAGAAGGACUUUGAACUCAGAGUUAUGGCAUGCUUGUGCUGGCCCUCUUGUAUCAUUGCCUCAAGUUGGGAGCCUUGUGUAUUACUUCCCUCAGGGACAUAGUGAGCAGGUGGCAGCUUCUACUAGAAGAACAGCAACCUCACAGAUUCCAAAUUAUCCUAGUCUCCAAUCUCAGUUACUGUGCCAAGUUCAAAAUGUCACACUACAUGCAGACAAGGAGACAGAUGAAAUCUAUGCUCAAAUGAGUCUCCAACCAGUGAAUUCUGAAAAAGAAGUAUUUCCUAUAUCUGAUUUUGGGACAAAGCAAAGUAAACAUCCCAGUGAGUUUUUCUGCAAAACUUUGACUGCUAGUGACACCAGCACACAUGGUGGCUUUUCAGUUCCGCGAAGGGCGGCAGAGAAGCUCUUUCCUCAAUUGGAUUACACAAUUCAGCCCCCAACACAAGAGCUUGUGGUUCGUGAUUUGCAUGACAAUACCUGGACAUUUCGACAUAUAUACCGGGGUCAGCCAAAGAGACACCUUCUCACCACAGGGUGGAGUUUGUUUGUAGGCUCAAAAAGGCUUAGAGCAGGUGAUUCUGUUCUUUUUAUCAGGGAUGAGAUAUCGCAAUUGCGAGUUGGUGUGAGGCGUGCUAAUCGUCAACAGACAACACUGCCGUCAUCAGUACUCUCUGCUGAUAGCAUGCACAUUGGUGUGCUUGCUGCUGCAGCUCAUGCUGCUGCUAAUCGCAGUCCAUUCACUAUUUUCUACAAUCCUAGGGCAUGUCCGUCAGAGUUUGUUAUUCCGCUGGCUAAAUACAGAAAGGCUGUGUAUGCGAGUCAGCUCUCAGUUGGCAUGAGGUUUGGUAUGAUGUUUGAGACAGAGGAAUCGGGUAAGCGCAGAUAUAUGGGCACAAUUGUUGGUAUCAAUGAUGUGGAUCCUUUGAGGUGGCCUGGUUCUAAGUGGCGAAAUAUUCAGGUGGAGUGGGAUGAACCAGGGUGUGGUGAUAAGCAGAAUAGAGUUAGUGUAUGGGAUAUUGAGACUCCUGAAAGCCUUUUCAUCUUUCCUUCUUUGACUUCAAGUCUGAAAAGGCCAUUACAAUCUGGACUUUUAGAAAAUGAGUGGGGAACUUUGUUAAGAAAACCUUUUAUAAAAGCUCCUGAAAGUGGAGCAAUGGAGCUCUCAAGCUCAAUACCAAAUCUAUACCAAGAACAACUCAUGAAAAUGCUUUUUAAACCCCAAGCUGUUAACAACAAUGGAGCUUUUCCUUCUCUCAUGCAACAAGAAUCUGCUGCUACAAGAGGUCCCUUGCAAGUAGAUAACCAAAAUGUUCAUCUUGCAAGUACAGGGAGCAUGACACUAAAAAAUCCAUGCUCACAAUCUUCCCAAAACUCUCAAACCACACUGCUGAAAAGUGAUCAGCCUGAAAAAUUGCAUCCUCAGCCCAGAAUUGACAAUCACCUAACUUCUGGAACAGUCACUGACAACAAGUCAAGGUUAGAAUCUGAGGUGUUAGAUCAUGUGUUGGACUUUCCUUCCAUGGAAGGAUGCAAGAUUGAAAAAAUGGUCACAAAUCCUAUUAACCCUCAAAACCUAGCAAGCCACUUGACAAUCAAUAAUCAAAACCAGAAUCCAUUACUCCCACAAUCCAGUACAUGGCCUAUGCAGCACACUCAGUUAGAAUCAUCCUUAUCUUAUCCCCAAGUUAUUGACAUGUCCCAAUCUGAUUCGGCUAUUGUGAAUGGCACACUUCCGCAGCUAGACAUUGAAGAAUGGAUGGCAUAUUCUUCUUGCCAACCUUUUGCUGGACAAAAUAGAUCGAAUGGGCCUUUCUCAGAUUUUCAAGAACAUGCCUCACUUCAAGCUCAAGUAGUGAAUAAUCCCUCUUUAACUUCAACUAACCAAGAAGUGUUAGAUCAUUAUGUCAAGAAUUUGAAGUUUUUCUCCCAAGCUGAUCAACUAACAUCCAUCUAUGGCUUCAACGGUAUAUCUAGUUCAAACAACUUGAGGGAUCUCUCAUCUGAAAGCAAUAACCAAAGUGAAAUUUGUGUGAAUGUUGAUGUUAGUAACAGUGUAAAUACCACAACAGUUGAUCCUUCUACUACUUCAAGUACCAUUUUGGAUGAGUUUUGCACAAUGAAAGAGAGGGACUUUCAGCAUCCACAAGAGUGCAUGGUGGGAAACUUGAGUUGCAGCCAGGAUGGCCAGUCUCAGAUAACCUCAGCAAGUCUAGCAGAGUCACAUGCCUUUUGUCUGAGAGACAACUCAGGUGGCACAUCUUCAAGCCAUGUUGAUUUUGAUGAUAGCAGUCUUCUGCAGAAUAACUCAUGGCAGCAAGGUUCUACUCCCAUCAGAACCUACACCAAGGUGCAAAAGGCAGGUUCUGUGGGAAGAUCAAUUGAUGUCACUACUUUCAAGAACUAUGAGGAGUUGAUUCGCGCAAUUGAAUGCAUGUUUGGACUCGAUGGUUUGUUGAAUGACACUAAAGGUUCCGGGUGGAAAUUGGUGUAUGUAGAUUAUGAGAGUGAUGUUCUACUUGUAGGUGAUGAUCCUUGGGAAGAAUUUGUGGGGUGUGUCCGGUGUAUCAGAAUUUUAUCACCUUCAGAAGUUCAACAGAUGAGUGAAGAGGGCAUGAAGCUUCUGAAUAGUGGAGCCUUGCAAGGGAUCAAUGUUUGAGUUUUCAGGUAGCACAAAAGAGCCACUAAGCUAUGCAUUGUGAUUUUCUUUUAAAGUAAAGGCAUUUGUUGUGGGACAAGUGUAGUUUUACUUUGUCCUUAUUACAAAGGUGCCAUUUAAUGCAUAAACUGUGAAUCACUUGACAAAGAUCGGAGCAAUUAGUAGGUAUGGACCAAAUAUAUCGAAGUUUAUGUUCCAAUGAGUCAACAGUUACAUAUACCUUAUGUUGUAAGGAAUUCUUGCAGGCAAGUGGAAAUAUUGUUCUUAAUGCUA